Lentinula edodes (shiitake mushroom) is the source of this 1250-nucleotide messenger RNA. Its product is annotated as Scramblase-domain-containing protein. The transcript has 11 exons. The record is from RefSeq and is a predicted model, not a curated record. Gene Ontology annotation, cellular component: plasma membrane. Gene Ontology annotation, biological process: plasma membrane phospholipid scrambling. NCBI's taxonomy places the organism in Eukaryota, Fungi, Basidiomycota, Agaricomycetes, Agaricales, Omphalotaceae. Gene Ontology annotation, molecular function: phospholipid scramblase activity. Bases 89 to 1147 code for a protein of 352 amino acids.
AUUUAAUCUUAUCUAAGACGUAUAUUAUUCCUGUAACAGUAUUGAACUCCGCGUUGUUCCCGUGUUUGGAGUCUGGACGUGCAAUUGGAUGCUUCUACAAAUUUGCAGGAGACUCUCUUUGAGGAUCUCUUCAAAGGAACGCCAUAGAGAGUCUUUUUCUAGAUUCUAUGCCAUCUCUCGUUUUCCCAGCCGUGGAAGGCCAGUUGGGGCCGGUAGACGUCAGCCACUUUUGGAAAAACCAAGCAGGCAAGAACCACCUCCCGGUACAACAGAACCACUAAUAGAUCCUUCUGUGAGAGAUUCGCCGCUAUGGAAAGCAGGAGAAUCUUUGGAUGCCAGUGGUUCAGCAGAAGGUCUUGAACGGCUUCUUGCGAACGAUUCGUUAAUUGUGGAAAGGCAAAUCGAAAUGUUAAAUGUCUUUAUCGGGUUCGAGCAAACCAACAAAUACACCAUCAGUAAUUCCGCCGGCGAACAAGUCGGUUUCAUAGCUGAAGAACCUGGAGGUUUUCUCUCUUCCUUCAAUCGACAAAUCUUCGCAACGCAUCGUCCCUUCAAAGCGCUUGUCAUGGAUUCAUCCGGUACCCCAAUUCUCUGGGUACGACGUCCUUUUGCUUGGAUAAACUCAAGAAUGUAUGUACAACGCCCCACUCCCGGACAAGAAGUUUCCGAAUCGGUCUUGCUCGAUACUUUCGGAGAGGUGCAGCAAAUUUGGCACCCUUUCAGACGACGAUAUGACCUGUUCUUGCGAGAUAGUCCAAAACGAAUUCUAUCCUUGAGUUCAGACCCUCAACCGGAACCUGAGCUAGAUACGAAUACAUUCAGUCAGAUAGCCACCGUCGAUGCUCCCUUUUUAGCCUGGGACUUUAGUGUACUGGAUGCUGCUGCGCGGGAGAUGACGUUCAUUAGUCGAAGCUUCAGAGGAUUAGGUAGAGAAAUAUUCACAGACACAGGAAAAUACCUUCUUCACUUUGGACCCCGACGAUCUGAGGUAGACGCCACAGGAAAUAUGCUAUAUAGCACCCAAACUCCUCUUCUUAGCCUAGAACAGCGUGCUUUAUUCCUCGCUCUAGCAGUCAACAUUGAUUUUGACUAUUUCUCCCGACAUUCAGGUGGCCACGGAUUUUUCCACUUUGGGGUCUGGGAUUAGACUUAUUUUACAAGUAAACGUGGCCACUGUCAAUCAACAAGGAUGAAAGUGAUGGGAGAACUUUGUGAUCACUGGCAGGAGGUUAUACAGACAUAGUAAAAAA